Cucumis melo (muskmelon) is the source of this 1933-nucleotide messenger RNA. RefSeq lists its product as uncharacterized. The transcript has 2 exons. The record is from RefSeq and is a predicted model, not a curated record. The coding region runs from base 416 to 1612 and encodes 398 amino acids. Gene Ontology annotation, molecular function: DNA binding; DNA-binding transcription factor activity. Lineage: Eukaryota; Viridiplantae; Streptophyta; Magnoliopsida; Cucurbitales; Cucurbitaceae.
UUAAAAAAGAAACCCUUUCGUUGGCUAGAUACCUAUCCUAUUCCCAAGUUCUUAAUUUUGAAGUACUGUUUUUCUUUUUUGCUUACUUAUUUGGCUUCAUUUCAUUUUCUUCUUUUUUUUCUUUUUUCUUUUCAACGUCGGUGGUGUUUUGUGUUUAAGUGAUAUGAUUUGUUGUUGUUGUUGUUCUUCUUUGUGUGUGGUUUUUUGGAGUUUUUUCUUACUCAGAUUAUAUUUCAUCCAACCUUUGCUUUCUAUUCAUUAAUUCAACUUCUUUCUCCUUUCUUCUUCCUUCUUCCUUCUUCCUUCUUCCUUCUUCUUCUAUUAUUAUUCUCUCUAUUUUUCUUCAAACCCUAAACAUACCCAUCACUCUUUUCAUCUCCAAAAUUCAAAAUUUCCGCUUGGGUUUUCUUAAAGGAUGAAUUUUGGAGUUAAUACACUCCAAAAUCACCAUCUUCAACCUAGAAAUAGGUUAGAUUUGAUCAUGAUGGAGCCUCCAGAGGCGGAGGAGGAAGCCGGUGGUGGUUCUAACAGCGGCAGUGGCAGCGGCGGAAGAGGAGGAGAAGUUGUUGAGAGGGAACACAUGUUUGACAAAGUGGUGACUCCAAGUGAUGUAGGUAAAUUGAAUCGUCUUGUAAUUCCAAAGCAACACGCUGAGAGAUUUUUCCCUUUAGAUUCAUCAACAAACGACAAGGGUUUACUCUUAAACUUCGAAGAUCGUAACGGAAAAUCGUGGCGAUUUCGUUACUCCUACUGGAACAGCAGCCAAAGCUACGUUAUGACCAAAGGUUGGAGUCGUUUCGUCAAGGAGAAACGCCUUGACGCUGGCGAUAUUGUCUCAUUUCAACGUGGAAUUGGUGAAAUUGGAAGAGAUCGUCUUUACAUCGACUGGCGUCGUCGUCCUGAACUCCCCCUCCAUCACUACCCCAUCACAACCACCACCACCGCCAUCCGACCGAGCAUCGUCAUACCAAGCGGCAGUGGUGCUACUGCCGCUUGGGGGCCAUUAGUCUGGCAGCCCCUCGGCGUAACAACAGCUGGAUACCAUCAUCAGCCAGCUGCCGUAACGCCGCGGGACCACACACACUUGCCGCGAAACAACAACAACAGUAACAACAACAAUGGUAAUGGUAUGUGUUGUCCUUAUGGAUAUGGGAGUUCUGGUGUUGAAACAACAAGUUCUGGGUUGGUGUAUUUGAGGACAGAAUUAGGAGGAAAAUCAUCAAGAAGAGUAAUUGGUACUCCAAGAUUAGGGGAAGAUCAAGAAUUGGAAUUGGAAAUGGAUAGGAAUUUUAAUAAUUAUCAGAUGCAGCAAGAGUAUUGUAGUAAUGGUGGGGGUGGUGCUUCAAUGGUGGUCCUUCAAGGAAAUUAUAGUAUGGAAAAUCAUCAUCAUCAUCAUCAAAAAUUAAAUAAUAAUAACAAUAAUAAUUAUAGUGAAGAAGAUACACCAGUGAAAAAAUCAAGAUUAAGGCUAUUUGGUGUAAACAUGGAGAUGGAGAGUCCAAUUUCAUCACCUUCUUCUGAUGAAUGUGAUUUAUUAUUAUCUACAAACCCCAAAACCACUACUUCUACCACUCAAUUCCAAUUGCCUUCUCCUUCAAUUUACAAAGUAUGAGGGAUCGAUGAGUGUGUCGUGAUAUCUCAACUAGGAUGACGACACAUCCUUAGCAUAUCUUCAUCAUACCUCACGUCCAACAAAAGAAAUUCAUUGAGGAAAAGUUCAAUAUAUACAUCGGAAGCUCGUAAAAGAGAUACAAAGAGACUAGAAGAAAGUCAUGACCCAGUUAAGAGCUAUGGUAAUGACAUCAUAAAUUUUAUUAUCAUGUCGAUAUUACUAUUCAUCGAGGAAAGGUUGGCUGAUUGUUGUUAACCAAUUUUAUUUUUGAAUACAUAUUAACAUGGUAUUAAAUUUAAUUGACACGUCAAUGCUUUUACA